This is a messenger RNA of Candidula unifasciata, 549 nucleotides long. NCBI's taxonomy places the organism in Eukaryota, Metazoa, Mollusca, Gastropoda, Stylommatophora, Geomitridae. The record is from the annotation of a GenBank genome assembly.
AUGGGCAAGAGAAAGGCAUUUAUUACGAUUUGUGCAGUUCUGUUCUCCAUUUUGACAGUCAGUUGUAGUCUUCCUGGCGUACAGAAGUCACUUAGAUUUCAAGGUCAGCAAAGUCACAGACCUGUGGCAUCAAAGACCCUCAGAGCUGACCUGUGCCCACUAUGUAUACAGUUUACAGAUGAAGCUUUAGAUGUGCUUUUGAAUAUUAUUCUCAAUUCAGGCAUUGUGGGAUCUUGUGGGGUGUUGUGUAAUGCUUUAGAACAGAAAACAGGGAGCAAAGUGAUUGGUGCCGUCUGCAACAUUCUGUGUGAUAUUGCUGGUAUCAAGGAGUUCAUUAAAAUUAUUGAACAAGCUGACCUUGACCCCAUUUAUUUCUGUGAACUUCUGAAGGUGUGUGCAGUUUUUGACGGAGGAGAUGCAACAAUCACAAAGAUAAUUGUGAGUCCCCAAACAGGACCUCAAGAAAUCUGUAAUGGAGAAUGUGGGAGUAAACAUCCUCAUAGCAAAGUCAAUGACCACAAAGAGACCAAUUUUACAAUUACUGGAUGA